GUUAUGAAAAGUGACGUCGUGCGGAAGCUGUAGUGCCUUUUGCUAACACACGCCGUACUGAGUGUGUCUUUGCAGGGUUGCCGACUUGAAUUGAAUGAAUUGAGUAACGGUUUGUUUCAAAGUAUCCUGUGUAUGCUGCUCCUGUGUCAUGGUGGUGAAAAAGAAGACACCCAAAGUGGAGGCUUUGGUUUUGGAGAAAGAGAAAUUGCAGCAGUUGUUAGCAUCUCUAUCAGUGGAUGAAGGGCAAGAUGGAGUGAGACAGCUUGCCAACACUCUGCAGUCUUGUUUGAAGCUGAAAGAACCAGUGCUGCAGAUCCAGCUGGUCAAAAGGGCUGGUUCACAGCUGGAGGCGCUCAGUGAAGAGCAAACCGAUGGAGCGCUUUUAGGAGCUUGCCUGCACACAUUGGCAUUGGUCUACACUUCCCUGCAGGCCAAGAACCCUUUGCGAAGAGCUGCUGCUAGUGCCCUGAGUUCAGUACCAGCCUGGCUUGAGGAGCAAACUGUGGCUUGUCUGUCCGUGUGCAUGUCAGACUGUUUGUCUGACACAAAUCCAGAACAGUACUCUCAUGUUGUGGACACCAUUGCUGGCUGCAUGGACUGCUUCGCACUGGGUGAAAGAUGCAUCAAUAAAUUGCUCCCAGAAGUGUUGCAGUUUCUUUAUGAAAGAUUAAGUGAAUACCUUCAUCAGAACAGUGGUCUCCGAGGCCGACACAUUGCUCAAGCCCAGCUGAUGCACUCCUGUUUAAUGGCAGUGAAAACAUCAAUGCAGGUCAUUCAGAAAUGUCAAGGGUCUAUUAGUUCUGUCCUGAACACCCACCAGACUCUGGUGGACACACUGAGCAACAUGCUGGCCUGCUACAUGCAUAUCAUCACUGACGAGGAAUUUGUACAGGCUGUUCAAAGUACAGCUGCAAUGGCCAUAGUCUUAUUAAUCCGAUCUGUGAUGGGCUCUGGAGAUGAAGUUGCAACUGUGGUGUGCAGUUUGCUGUGUAAGUCGGGGCAAGGCUUGGACUCUGUGCCGCUAUGGCUCAAGCAGAGAUGUGAGGGCCUGUGUACAGGUGUUCGCCCACCAGGGGUGUCUAUGUACCUGUCUCAUGGGGCUCUGGCCAUGUUGAACUGGAAGGGUGCCCUCCCUGGCCCACAGUGGGAAACACUGCUACUGUUGGUGCCAGACACACUAUUGGACCUCGAUGCCAGUAUAAAAGAGUCUAGUACCGUGAUGGUGGUGGCUCGGGUCCUGACGCUAUGGAGCAGUGUUGCCCUGGAGUGCCUGCAAGGAGAGAGGCAGCUCUGUUCCCUCAGCCUUCAGCAGUCACUCAGUGGAGGAUCUGAUCUACACAAACGCCUCUUGGAGCAUAUAUACUCCCAUUGGGAGCAUCCUUUAGAUGGAGUUCGCCACCAGACACGCUCCCUGUUCCGAAACCUCCUCCUCCUCCAUCAGCAUACCAAUUCGUUCACCUCGGAGUCAACAAUGGACAACUAUGUCCUUGAGCUCACGCAAAGAUUGCUCCAGCUGGAGUGGCAUAUGAGGGGGAAAUAUGGAGCUUUAGGGUGCCUUGUUGAGCUCUAUGGUGCUGGGCACCUGCUUGAAAUCCAGCCACAGCUGCCAUCAUGUCUCCUGGGUUUGAUGGGGGACCAGACUUUGGCUCCCUAUGCCAGUGACCUGCUGGAAAGGCUUUUUAUCAGCCAUAAACAACUACUUGCAGCUGAAGCCUGUAAAAAAAAGACAAGUGCAGAAGACUGGAUGGAUUGUUGGCACCGGAUGUGGGUAACCCCCCUCCUGCAGGUGCUGUGCAGUGCAAGAUUGGACCAGACCAGUUACAUCUUGGAUUAUUUUCUGCCCAAAUUGCUGCGCUGUAGCCCGUCCAGUCUGACACACAUGGUGCAGGCCUUGCAAGACACACCAUCCUGCUGCAUAGGUUCAUCUAGCAGCAGGGGUGCACUCGGUGCUCUAAUGACAUGUCUGCGGGCCGCCAGGGCCCAGGGUGUGAUGCAGAUCCCACAGGAGGGUGUCUGGGGGGGACUGGUGCCCCUUACCUUGCUUCGACAAGCUUUAAUACACAAACAUGAUCAAGUGAGGAUAGAUGCUUUGGGCUUGGUGUGUGAGAGCCACCGUAGUACUGAGGUUCUGACCUCUCAGGAGCUGGACCUCAUCCACCACUUCCUGCUUCCUAACCUCAACUGCCAAUCACCAGGUGUCAGACAGCAGGCAAUUAGUUUGUUCAAGAAGAUGCUUUGCAGAGUAAAGGACAGUACACAGCUGUUGCAAAAGAAACAGAGCCAAGAGAGAGAGCAUGAGCAGAGCGACAAAGAUCAGCAUACACUAUAUCGGUAUAAGGAAUUCCUGCGCUGGUUAUGCACAAAUUUGUUUGAGGUUUUGCUUCCUGGAGCUUCGUUUUCUAAAUGCCUGAUGUCCCUUCACUUGCUUGGGCAACUGGCUCAGCUAUUCACGUUUGACAUUGGGCCUGAUGGCUUUGCCCUUGGUGAGGUUGUAAACUCUGCAUAUGCUCAGAAUGUCCUCUACUGUGUAGCAAGCAAUUUUUUGGAAGUCAAAUUGCUGGCUUCAACAUUGCUAUGGAAACUUCCUCCGUUGGCUGUAGGACUGCAGGAACACGACAGGAUGUGUGUUGUACUUCAGGCUGCGUUGGAUCUGAGCACCAGCACCAAACCCUUUGACAGUGUUACAGCUGCCCACCUCUUAGACCUGCUGCUCCACCAGCCUAAUCUGAGCCGGGCACUGCUACACUGUGCCCUGAAACAGGGACUUGACUUCCAGCCUCCCUCGUUUCCACAGGGGCCUGAUGUUCUGGAGGUUAACACUUUUGCUGUCAUUCAAUUAUUGCUGAUCUGUCUGCAGUUGGAGGUCUCCAAAGCGGAGUCUUUCCUCUUGCAGGCUGCUGCUUCCUACCCUCUGUAUGGCAGAGUCCACUGCAUUACUGCCGUCCUGCAGAGUCUCAACACAGAGUCUUUGCAUCACUCAGAGGAGUGGAGGCGUCUGGUGUCGGAACUCAUUGCUGUGUGUUACCGCUUGUCUGAUGUGGUCUCCCCUGUUGUUCAGAGCUCUUCCCCUGAGGGGCUCAUCCCAAUGGAUGCUGGGACAGACACCUCAAGUGGACUGCAGAAGAUCCUACAGGAGAUUCAACCCAGGGACACCAAUGAUUUCUUUACUAGCGCCAGAGAGCUAGAUACACACAAUGAAGAGGAUUACGCAGAAACAAGGACCACUGGUGGUGAAGACUACAGAGUGACAGCCCAGAUGGUGCUGGUGUGUUGCUGGCGGAGCAUGAAAGAAGUAGCCAUGCUGUUGGGGCAGCUGUGUCAGAGCCUGCCGCUGCACUACACCGGUGACAAUGCGUACAAACAUCCUGGGCUCAUCACAGAGGAACAGGUGAAAGGGGUUGGCUUGUAUUUCCGUCAGCAACUCCUGCAGUCCCGUCAUCGUGGCGCCUUUGAACUGGCAUAUGUGGGCUUUGUCCGCCUCACUGACAUGCUAUGCAGGAGUGGAAGUAGAGUCCUGCAGCAGCUUCCAGCCUCCUGGUUGUCCAAGGUUCUGGAAGAAGUCAAAUCUAGUGACCCCUUGUCCAAACUGUGUGCUACACGACGCAGUGCUGGAAUACCCUUCUAUAUUCAGGCUCUUCUGUCUUCAGAGCCCAAAUCCUCCAGUUGCAGUCUGUUGAAAAUGACCAUGAACGAGCUGAUUGCUCUUGCCAUGCCUGCCACUGACAGAAACACAGAUAACUCCACUGUUCCUCAGGUCCAUGCUCUGAACAUUCUGAGGGCGCUUUACAGGGACACUCGACUGGGGGAAAACAUAAUUCCCUUUGUGUCAGAUGGAAUGCAGGUUGCUGUACUUGGCUUCACUUCUCCAGUGUGGGCAGUAAGGAAUUCUUCUACUCUUCUUUUCAGCACUCUGAUCACAAGGAUCUUUGGAGUGAAGAAAGGGAGGGAUGAACACGCAAAAAAAAACAGGAUGACUGGCAGAGAGUUUUUUACUCGUUUUCCUGCCCUUUAUCCGUUUCUUCUGAACCAGCUCAAGGAGGCAGCGGUCACAGUGGAAAGUCACAGCGGUCAGGUGCGGCUUCAUCCCAGUCUCUUCUUGCUGCUGCUGGUGCUCAGUCGACUCUACCCUUCUCCAAUGGAUGGCACUUCUUCACCGAUGGGACUUGCGCCUUUUAUGCCGUUCAUCAUCAGAUGUGGCCAUUCAGCGGUGUAUCGGACCCGUGAGAUGGCAGCCCGAGCCCUGGUUCCUUUUGUACCACUUACCCAGACCUCCUCUACUAUACAUUCUUUGCUUCAGGAUCUUCCUCAACACUCUGGACCUCAAAUCCAAAACAACUGCAUUCAUGGGAUACUGCUACAGGUGCUGUUUCUCCUGCAGUCCUACCGGAGUGAGUCACACAGGCCACCGCCAGCACAGAAUGGGAUCGGCAAAGCUGUCCUUCAGUGCAUGUGGCUUGCCUCUCGAGAGAAUAGCUGUGUGGUCACCAGAGGCGCCUUUCUGGAUGUGUUGGUGUGCCUGUGUGGGCCAAGGAUUAGUCUUUUGUGCGAUUCUGAGGCCAACAAGCUCCGCCAAGAGACUCUGUCUAUACUACUUACCUCAAGCCUAGUCACCAACAACCCCACAGCCACAGCCAAUCUGGAACCCGGCAACACCCAGUACAUGCUUAGCCUUGCCAGGGUAGCCCUCAGUGCCAGUGUGGAGAUCCCUGAGCUGUGGGGAAGGCAUCAGCUUACAAAUAAGCUCCUGGAGUGCUUGCUUAAAUGCCCAUUGUAUGAAGUGAGGGAGUUGGCUCUGGACAGUGUCCUGAAGGGACUGAAAAAGGAAGAAGAACAGGAGAAGACACCUGCAUGGCUAAAUGAGACCACCCUGCCGAACCUGACAUGCCUAGCUUUUCAUGAAACACACCCCCAGUGUCUGGCCAAGGUCCUUCAGGUGUUGAGUGUGUUGCACUGCGGCGGUGAGCUCCACUGGAUGGAUGCUGUGCAGCAUUUGUCUCAAGAUAAGGUUCUGCUGCAUUUUCUUGCUCUCGCUCAGAGGGCUGCUCACAGUGUGGAGCUUUAUUGUGCAGCCAUGACACUGCUAUCCCAACUGGUAGUCCAAACGAUGAACUCUGACCAAAAGGGUGAAAAUACAGUGACUUGCUUAUCUCAGUGGGAGGCAAUGGUGUGCUCGUGCUGCAGCGAGGAGCAGCCAGUGGAAGUGAAGCUGAUGGCCGCUCAAGUGUUGGUCAACUCAACAGGCUCAUUAAUGACCAACUCUGAGCUGCCGCUCGGUCUUGUCAGCACAGUCUCUUUGUGGAGGACUUUGUUCACACUGUUACAAGAUGAAGACCAAGAAGUUCGAGGUUCUGCAUCUGACUUCAUUGCUAAUGCACCAGCUCAUCUUAUUAGUGCAGAUGUGGCAGGCGUGUCUGUAUGUCCCCCUGUAGCCUUGGACAUUGGCGUGGGCCUCCUGUGUCGCUUGUUCCAACUGUGGGAUCAGGAACCAGCAGGCGUCCUCACUCUGACAGAGUGGCUGCUGGGAGAUGAAGAAGGCGAUGAGGAGACAGGUGCAGAAGAAGCCUCGAGGCUGGAUGAAGAGGAUUUCCUGUUUGAGAAGGGUGAUCUAAACCUGUGGGCCGAGCCAGUCCAGUGGGUGAAGCUGCUCCACAGACACCUCAUCUCCCUCAUUCUGGCCUACAAGCAGACCCGUGAGUCAGAAAGUACCGAGCUGGACCAGCUUCAUCAACUCUCCACACUGACCUCCAAGGCCCAAGCCAAGGUCAUGAGCACGAAGGAAGCUCUCAGAUCCCUCCCUGUCCUACCCCAGUUCUCCUGCACCAUGGAGCAUGCUCGCCUGGCACUGCAGCAGCACAGAGCCACUCUGGCGCUGGAUGUGCUGGAAACACUGAGGUAGGAGAGAAGACACAUUGAGCAAGAAUCCAACUCAGAAAAAUAUCUUUAGUGAUCAUGAGACCUCAAACUGGGUUUUGGAUCUGUUUUUUUUUUUUGGGGGGGGGGUGGGGUUAUCAUUGUAUAAUUUACCAUGUGUUUGCCUCUUUUCACUGAGUUUAAUCUUUAUGACCCUUGAUGACUGACAAUUAAAUACAUGUCAAAAUAA
Molecule: messenger RNA, 6100 nt
Organism: Nerophis lumbriciformis (worm pipefish)
Lineage: Eukaryota; Metazoa; Chordata; Actinopteri; Syngnathiformes; Syngnathidae
Gene: thada
Product: THADA armadillo repeat containing
Biological process (GO): tRNA methylation
Cellular component (GO): cytosol
Source: RefSeq, a predicted model, not a curated record